UGGCAAGAAUGUGGGAUGAGUCUUUUUCCAUUUCUGCAUGGCCGAGCAGCCCCUGAUCGACCAGGCCGUGGUGGUCUGUCCGAAGCCGGGACACAUCGUUGGUGACACGGAGGCAGAGCCUGCCGGGCUGAGGAUGAGAGGAGUGGCAGACUUUCAACAAAACUUCCCACAAGUAGUUUGGCCGCACCCGGCCGGCCCCCUCCGCGGCCCCGCUCCUCCCCGUCAACUGCGCGUAAAACCAAAGGCGAGAACCAAAGUGUGGACAUGAAAGCACAAGGGUAGAAGGGGAACUAAAGAACAAACGCAUCGUUUUCCUCCCUCGGCGCGCGGCGCCAUGAAGCCACUGCUGCGCCUCGUCGUCUCCGUGUGGACUCUGCUGGUCUGCAGCGCGCUGCCCGAGAACUCCCGUGCAGAAUGUGGUGUCAGGAAAUGUGACGGCAAUGAAACAGAAACAUUUACAACAACGACGAUGACAGCAGUCGUGUCUGCAUCAUGGCAUAACUGCACUUUAUUCAUUGGGAAUGAUAUCUUUGUAAACGGUUCGGUGACUGGUCUGACCCCUGGAGCUGUCCAUCAAGUCUUCGUUAGCUGUUUGAACUGCUGUAAAGAGAUCACGACGAAGCCUGAAGUCGUCGGUAACCUCAGAGUCACCAACGCCACCACGUCCUCUGUGUCUCUGACCUGGACUGAACCAGCAGGAAACCGCUCUGUCUAUAGAGUACAGUGGGCAGACGGACAUUCCAACGGCACGUCACGUAAUGUGUCUGGAACAAAUAUCAUCAUCAACAACCUGACGGCCGGUGUCCUGUAUUAUAUAAGUGUUGCUGCAGUGGCAGACGACGGCCACACGGAGGGACGGAACGUCACCGUUGAGCGGUACACAAAGCCUGAAAUAGUUUUGUCCCUCAAUGCCACUGAAAUCACAACGUCCUCUGUAUAUGUGACUUGGACUGAACCAAAGGGAAAUCGCUCAUUUUAUAGAGUCCAGUGGACUAAUGGGACAAAAACACAGACGGUCAAUGUGAGGGAAACAAAUAUAAAUGUGACCGAGCUGACAGCUGGAGUGAAGUACACUUUUACAGUCACAGCAGUGGCCGACGAUAACCAAACAGAAAGUGAAACAGCAGAGAGUUCUCAUUAUACAAAGCCUGAAAUAGUUUUGUCCCUCAAUGCCACUGAAAUCACAACGUCCUCUGUAUAUGUGACUUGGACUGAACCAAAGGGAAAUCGCUCAUUUUAUAGAGUCCAGUGGACUAAUGGGACAAAAACACAGACGGUCAAUGUGAGUGAAACAAAUAUAAAUGUGACUGAGCUGACAGCUGGAGUGAAGUACACUUUUACAGUCACAGCAGUGGCCGACGAUAACCAAACAGAAAGUGAAACAGCAGAGAGUUCUCAUUAUACAAAGCCUGAAAUAGUUUUGUCCCUCAAUGCCACUGAAAUCACAACGUCCUCUGUAUAUGUGACUUGGACUGAACCAAAGGGAAAUCGCUCAUUUUAUAGAGUCCAGUGGACUAAUGGGACAAAAACACAGACGGUCAAUGUGAGUGAAACAAAUAUAAAUGUGACCGAGCUGACAGCUGGAGUGAAGUACACUUUUACAGUCACAGCAGUGGCCGACGAUAACCAAACAGAAAGUGAAACAGCAGAGAGUUCUCAUUAUACAAAGCCUGAAAUAGUUUUGUCCCUCAAUGCCACUGAAAUCACAACGUCCUCUGUAUAUGUGACUUGGACUGAACCAAAGGGAAAUCGCUCAUUUUAUAGAGUCCAGUGGACUAAUGGGACAAAAACACAGACGGUCAAUGUGAGUGAAACAAAUAUAAAUGUGACUGAGCUGACAGCUGGAAUGAAGUACACUUUUACAGUCACAGCAGUGGCCGACGAUAACCAAACAGAAAGUGAAACAGCAGAGAGUUCUCAUUAUACAAAGCCUGAAAUAGUUUUGUCCCUCAAUGCCACUGAAAUCACAACGUCCUCUGUAUAUGUGACUUGGACUGAACCAAAGGGAAAUCGCUCAUUUUAUAGAGUCCAGUGGACUAAUGGGACAAAAACACAGACGGUCAAUGUGAGUGAAACAAAUAUAAAUGUGACUGAGCUGACAGCUGGAGUGAAGUACACUUUUACAGUCACAGCAGUGGCCGAAGAUAACCAAACAGAAAGUGAAACAGCAGAGAGUUCUCAUUAUACAAAGCCUGAAAUAGUUUUGUCCCUCAAUGCCACUGAAAUCACAACGUCCUCUGUAUAUGUGACUUGGACUGAACCAAAGGGAAAUCGCUCAUUUUAUAGAGUCCAGUGGACUAAUGGGACAAAAACACAGACGGUCAAUGUGAGGGAAACAAAUAUAAAUGUGACUGAGCUGACAGCUGGAGUGAAGUACACUUUUACAGUCACAGCAGUGGCCGACGAUAACCAAACAGAAAGUGAAACAGCAGAGAGUUCUCAUUAUACAAAGCCUGAAAUAGUUUUGUCCCUCAAUGCCACUGAAAUCACAACGUCCUCUGUAUAUGUGACUUGGACUGAACCAAAGGGAAAUCGCUCAUUUUAUAGAGUCCAGUGGACUAAUGGGACAAAAACACAGACGGUCAAUGUGAGGGAAACAAAUAUAAAUGUGACUGAGCUGACAGCUGGAGUGAAGUACACUUUUACAGUCACAGCAGUGGCCGACGAUAACCAAACAGAAAGUGAAACAGCAGAGAGUUCUCAUUAUACAAAGCCUGAAAUAGUUUUGUCCCUCAAUGCCACUGAAAUCACAACGUCCUCUGUAUAUGUGACUUGGACUGAACCAAAGGGAAAUCGCUCAUUUUAUAGAGUCCAGUGGACUAAUGGGACAAAAACACAGACGGUCAAUGUGAGUGAAACAAAUAUAAAUGUGACUGAGCUGACAGCUGGAGUGAAGUACACUUUUACAGUCACAGCAGUGGCCGACGAUAACCAAACAGAAAGUGAAACAGCAGAGAGUUCUCAUUAUACAAAGCCUGAAAUAGUUUUGUCCCUCAAUGCCACUGAAAUCACAACGUCCUCUGUAUAUGUGACUUGGACUGAACCAAAGGGAAAUCGCUCAUUUUAUAGAGUCCAGUGGACUAAUGGGACAAAAACACAGACGGUCAAUGUGAGUGAAACAAAUAUAAAUGUGACCGAGCUGACAGCUGGAGUGAAGUACACUUUUACAGUCACAGCAGUGGCCGACGAUAACCAAACAGAAAGUGAAACAGCAGAGAGUUCUCAUUAUACAAAGCCUGAAAUAGUUUUGUCCCUCAAUGCCACUGAAAUCACAACGUCCUCUGUAUAUGUGACUUGGACUGAACCAAAGGGAAAUCGCUCAUUUUAUAGAGUCCAGUGGACUAAUGGGACAAAAACACAGACGGUCAAUGUGAGUGAAACAAAUAUAAAUGUGACUGAGCUGACAGCUGGAGUGAAGUACACUUUUACAGUCACAGCAGUGGCCGACGAUAACCAAACAGAAAGUGAAACAGCAGAGAGUUCUCAUUAUACAAAGCCUGAAAUAGUUUUGUCCCUCAAUGCCACUGAAAUCACAACGUCCUCUGUAUAUGUGACUUGGACUGAACCAAAGGGAAAUCGCUCAUUUUAUAGAGUCCAGUGGACUAAUGGGACAAAAACACAGACGGUCAAUGUGAGUGAAACAAAUAUAAAUGUGACUGAGCUGACAGCUGGAGUGAAGUACACUUUUACAGUCACAGCAGUGGCCGACGAUAACCAAACAGAAAGUGAAACAGCAGAGAUUUCUCAUUAUACAAAACCAGGUGUAAUUGGGAAACUUACUGUUUCCUCUAACACCUCCUCCAUCUUUUUGAGCUGGACCCCACCUCCCGGUCAGGUGUUCAUGUACAUGUUGAAGUGGCAGGAUGGCGGAGCACUGAUGACCACAUACACGAACGACACCUUUGCUGUGCUGUCAGAGCGGAUCUCUGGUACUCACUACACAAUCCCAGUCGUCGCUGUUGCUGGAGACAAUUCGACACAAGGAGACCCUCGCAUAUUCAUGUAUUACACAAAGCCUGAGCCGGUACAACCCAGCAUCUCCAGCCAGGGCUCCAAUAGUUCAGUCCUGGUGUCGUGGAACAUACCUGCUGGGAAGGUGGCAUAUUUUGAGGUUUCUCUGAGCAGCACUUCUUUGGCUUUAAAUGAACAAGUGCCGAACUCCAACAGUACCUCUUUUCUGUUUGAAACACUGUCGGCUGGGACACUUUACACUGCCAGGGUAAUCACAUAUAGUGGACCCUUCAAUGCAUCAUCUGGAUUUGUCACUAAUGCAACUUUCCCAAACCCUCCUGGAUCCAUCGAGGUCCUGACAAAGACCCCCAGCUCCAUUGAGAUCAGGUGGAUUGAAGCUCCUCUGAUGACCGGUGCUUCAUUCGUCUACAAAUUGACUAUAACAUUAUCCCAGCCAGGAGGAUUCAUCACUACCACCAACACCAGUCACACUUUUGACUCCCUGGUUUCUGGGACUUCCUACAACAUCUCCAUUGUAACAGUGGGAGUCAUGGAUUUUGAGAGCGAGGAGGUUCACAUUAACAUGGUUUCCACAAGACCUUAUAGUAUACGUGGGUUGGAGGUUGUAACUUCAAACACAACCACUGUACUUCUGAAUUGGACUAAACCGCUGGAGUACAAGACUGAAUAUACAUAUCAGGUCCAGACGACAGGCUGUGGCUCCCAAAACAAAACCGUAGCAGAAGAAAUGGCAGAGAUCUCAGAGCUCAUCCCAGGGACCAACUGCACCUUCUGUGUUUCGGUCAUUGCAGCGGGUGAAAACGAAGGGGAAGCAAACUGCAUCUCGCAGUACACUAAGCCUGAGCCGGUACAACCCAGCAUCUCCAGCCAGGGCUCCAAUAGUUCAGUCCUGGUGUCGUGGAACAUACCUGCUGGGAAGGUGGCAUAUUUUGAGGUUUCUCUGAACAGCACUUACUUGGCUUUAAAUGAACAACAACAGUUGAACUCCAACAGUACCUCUUUUCGGUUUGAAACACUGUUGGCUGGGACACUUUACACUGCCAGGGUAAUCACAUAUAGUGGACCCUUCAGUGCAUCAUCUGGAUUUGUCACUAAUGCAACUUUCCCAAACCCUCCUGGAUCCAUCGAGGUCCUGACAAAGACCCCCAGCUCCAUUGAGAUCAGGUGGAUGGAAGCUCCUCUGAUGACCGGUGCUUCAUUCGUCUACAAAUUGACUAUAACAUUAUCCCAGGCAGGAGGAUUCAUCACUGCCACCAACACCAGUCACACUUUUGACUCCCUGGUUUCUGGGACUUCCUACAACAUCUCCAUUGUAACAGUGGGAGUCAUGGAUUUUGAGAGCGAGGAGGUUCACAUCGACAUGGUUUCUACAAGACCUUAUAGUAUACGUGGGUUGGAGCUUGUAACUUCAAACACAACCACUGUACUUCUGAAUUGGACUAAACCGCUGGAGUACAAGACUGAAUAUACAUAUCAGGUCCAGACGACAGGCUGUGGCUCCCAAAACAAAACUGUAGCAGAAGAAAUGGCAGAGAUCUCAGAGCUCAACCCAGGGACCAACUGCACCUUCUGUGUUUCGGUCAUUGCAGCGGGUGAAAACGAAGGGGAAGCGAACUGCAUCUCGCAGUACACUAAGCCUGAGCCGGUACAACCCAGCAUCUCCAGCCAGGGCUCCAAUAGUUCAGUCCUGGUGUCGUGGAACAUACCUCCUGGGAAGGUGGCAUAUUUUGAGGUUUCUCUGAACAGCACUUCUUUGGCUUUAAAUGAACGAGUGCUGAACUCCAACAGUACCUCUUUUCGGUUUGAAACACUGUCGGCUGGGACACUUUACACUGCCAGGGUAAUCACAUAUAGUGGACCUUUCAAUGCAUCAUCUGGAUUUGUCACUAAUGCAACUUUCCCAAACCCUCCUGGAUCCAUCGAGGUCCUGACAAAGACCCCCAGCUCCAUUGAGAUCAGGUGGAUGGAAGCUCCUCUGAUGACCGGUGCUUCAUUCGUCUACAAAUUGACUAUAACAUUAUCCCAGGCAGGAGGAUUCAUCACUACCACCAACACCAGUCACACUUUUGACUCCCUGGUUUCUGGGACUUCCUACAACAUCUCCAUUGUAACAGUGGGAGUCAUGGAUUUUGAGAGCGAGGAGGUUCACAUUAACAUGGUUUCUACAAGACCUUAUAGUAUACGUGGGUUGGAGGUUGUAACUUCAAACACAACCACUGUACUUCUGAAUUGGACUAAACCGCUGGAGUACAAGACUGAAUAUACAUAUCAGGUCCAGACGACAGGCUGUGGCUCCCAAAACAAAACCGUAGCAGAAGAAAUGGCAGAGAUCUCAGAGCUCAUCCCAGGGACCAACUGCACCUUCUGUGUUUCGGUCAUUGCAGCGGGUGAAAACGAAGGGGAAGCAAACUGCAUCUCGCAGUACACUAAGCCUGAGCCGGUACAACCCAGCAUCUCCAGCCAGGGCUCCAAUAGUUCAGUCCUGGUGUCGUGGAACAUACCUGCUGGGAAGGAGGCAUUUUUUGAGGUUUCUCUGAACAGCACUUCUUUGGCUUUAAAUGAACGAGUGCCGAACUCCAACAGUACCUCUUUUCUGUUUGAAACACUGUCGGCUGGGACACUUUACACUGCCAGGGUAAUCACAUAUAGUGGACCCUUCAAUGCAUCAUCUGGAUUUGUCACUAAUGCAACUUUCCCAAACCUUCCUGGAUCCAUCGAGGUCCUGACAAAGACCCCCAGCUCCAUUGAGAUCAGGUGGAUGGAAGCUCCUCUGAUGACCGGUGCUUCAUUCGUCUACAAAUUGACUAUAACACCCUCCCAGGCAGGAGGAUUCAUCACUGCCACCAACACCAGUCACACUUUUGACUCCCUGGUUUCUGGGACUUCCUACAACAUCUCCAUUGUAACAGUGGGAGUCAUGGAUUUUGAGAGCGAGGAGGUUCACAUCUACAUGGUUUCUACAAGACCUUAUAGUAUACGUGGGUUGGAGGUUGUAACUUCAAACACAACCACUGUACUUCUGAAUUGGACUAAACCGCUGGAGUACAAGACUGAAUAUACAUAUCAGGUCCAGGCGACAGGCUGUGGCUCCCAAAACAAAACCGUAGCAGAAGAAAUGGCAGAGAUCUCAGAGCUCAUCCCAGGGACCAACUGCACCUUCUGUGUUUCGGUCAUUGCAGCGGGUGAAACGGAAGGGGAAGCGAACUGCAUCUCGCAGUACACUAAGCCUGAGCCGGUACAACCCAGCAUCUCCAGCCAGGGCUCCAAUAGUUCAGUCCUGGUGUCGUGGAACAUACCUGCUGGGAAGGUGGCAUAUUUUGAGGUUUCUCUGAACAGCACUUCCUUGGCUUUAAAUAAACAAGUGCCGAACUCCAACAGUACCUCUUUUCUGUUUGAAACACUGUCGGCUGGGACACUUUACACUGCCAGGGUAAUCACAUAUAGUGGACCCUUCAAUGCAUCAUCUGGAUUUGUCACUAAUGCAACUUUCCCAAACCCUCCUGGAUCCAUCGAGGUCCUGACAAAGACCCCCAGCUCCAUUGAGAUCAGGUGGAUGGAAGCUCCUCUAAUGGCCCGUAGUUCAUUCUUCUACAAAUUGACUUUAACAUCAUCCCAGCCAGGUGGAUUCAUCAAUACCACCAACACCAGUCACACUUUUCGCUCCCUGCUUCCUGGGACUUCCUACAACAUCUCCAUUGUAACAGUGGGAGUCAUGGAUUUUGAGAGCGAGAAGGUUCACAUCUACAUGGUUUCUACAAAACAGUUGAGUGUGGAGUCUGUUGUGGCUCGUGCGGCACAAGAAGACAGCAUGACAGUCACAUGGGAAAAACCCGCAGAUUACGAAGGAAGCUGUUAUUACAAUUUGAACUGGCAAAGCCGAAAUGGCGUCAAAAGGAGAAACACAACGGAAACUGUGUAUACGAUCUAUGACCUGGAUCCUGGGACCCGAUAUAACGUUAGUGUCACCCCAGGGUCUGAUGGAAGACUGGGUGCGACAACAACGAACUCCAGCUGCACAAAUGCAAGCCCAGUGAAAGGCUUAACAUGUCACGGUCCAAACAAAGCAAAUGCAGAAAUCGUCCUGUCCUGGACCCAGCCCAGUGGCCAACACUCUGGCUUCCUGGUCACUGUAAAAGAGAACAAGAUCAGCAACUGGACAGACACCUGUUGCAAUCUUACUGUGUUCAACCUUCAUCACGACACGACAUACCAUCUGACCGUGAAGACGCUGAGCUGUGGACAGUCCAGCACUCCUGUGUCUCUUGACUGCAGGACAGGCAUUACAGAUCCACCCAUUCCGCCCUACUACGAGUCACUGUUGGUGGUGAGUUACGUGACACAGAACAAGUUCUCCAUUCAAAUUAACAGAACGCUGCUGGAUGGCAUCAACGGGCGAGUCACACAUGUUGGGGUGCUGGUGACAGAAAGCCCUCCUGUCCUUUCAGAUGACACCUCUAUUUUGAAAACAAAUUUGGGGAAGACUUAUGAUCAAUGGAGGGCGAAGGAAACUCAUGUUUACCUGGCAACAGUCAUUGAGGCCCACCCCUUGUCCCGCAGUGGAGAGAACCCUCUGAACAUAGAGGUGGGAGAUGGAUCCACAUGGGAGGGCUACACUAAUGGCGCUCUGGACGCCGAUGGAAAAUACCAAUAUGCCAUCGCGGUGUUCACCAGUCUGAUUUUGCAAAAUGGCCUAGUGAAUGGUGAUGUGUCACUGGUCUCAGUAACAAACUUCAGCCCUGCUGUUACACUCCCACCGUACCCAGCGGACAUAGGCAUUGCUAUCGGAGCAACAUUGGGAAUUUUUUCCGUUUUUGUCAUCGUCCUCAUUGGAUUCAUUAUCUACUGGAAAAGGUUUUCCCACAAAGAACAGCCGGACAUCCAGAUUCAUCCCAUGAGAGCCAAAGUGAGCGUGGCUGUGAGGGUGGAGGACUACGAGGCGUACUACAAGAAGAAGAGAGCCGACUCCAACUGUGGCUUUGCCGAAGAGUUUGAGGACCUGAAGAUUGUUGGUACGGGUCAGUCGAAAACGAAUGCUUUGCACUUAGAGAACAAGCCCAAGAACCGCUACAGCAACGUGCUCCCAUACGAAUCUUCUAGGGUGAAACUCUCUAUUAUCCAUGGAAGUCCAUAUGAUGACUACAUCAAUGCUAACUACAUGCCGGGUUACAACUCCAGGAAGGAGUAUAUUGCAGCUCAGGGUCCUUUGCCAGUCACACUCAGCGAGUUCUGGAGGAUGAUAUGGGAGAAGAACGUGCAGACCCUGGUCAUGCUGACACGUUGUAACGAACAGGGACGAGUAAAAUGUGAGCAGUACUGGGGCUCUGGCACCAAGCACUUUGAAAACAUCACUGUGACAACAACUUCUGAUGUACCACUUGAAGACUGGACCGUCAGGGACUUUAACUUAAAAAAUGUGAAAACGGCAGAGACACGCCCGGUGCGUCAAUUCCACUUCACAGCCUGGCCGGAUCACGGGGUUCCAAAAACCACGGAGCUCCUCAUCAACUUCAGACAUCUGGUCAGAGAGCACAUGGACCAGUACUCCAGACACUCUCCCACUGUGGUCCACUGCAGUGCUGGUGUUGGACGCACAGGUACCUUCAUCGCCAUCGACAGUCUGAUCUUCCAGAUUGAAAGGGAAAAUAAAGUGGACAUAUAUGGCAUCGUCCAUGAUCUGCGUAUGCACCGGCCCCUUAUGGUGCAGACUGAGGAUCAGUAUGUGUUCUUGAACCAGUGCGCCCUUGACAUCAUCAGGUCAAGAACUGGAACCAAUGUCGAUCUAAUCUACCAAAACCCGGCGGCACUCUGUAUUUACGAGAACAUAGAGCCAAACAAAGGUUUUCAUAAAAACGGGUACCACAAUGCAUAGGCCAGAGAAACUGCUCAGGUCCUCCACUUCUCUCCUUACUCUUGGCAAGAAACUGAGCAGGCAUUUGUAAAGGGAAGGCUUGCAAUAGAAUGUGCUGUAUUUAUUUUAUAUAUAUAUAUCUGUUCUUAUCAAGAAUCUUGUUACCUGGAAUUAAUCUUGUUUUUCUGGUAUUUAUUUGUUAAAGAAAUAUUUUAAUGUCUGACAAAGGAUAAAACUGUAUAUGUAGAUUUGAUUGUGGACACUGACCAAAAACGUUUCAAUUAUACACUACUGUCUUGGAUUCCAUCAGUGAAUACUUUUUUUUAUUUCUGCUUGCUUACUACUGUAAACGACUCAGUGAUGAUUCCAUUUUUAGCUCAGGUAAUAUGUUAAAUUUUUGAUUUUCUCUUCUUAUUAUGUUUUAAUGCUUAAGACAAACAUGGACUGUUGGAGAAACCUGAAAAUAUUGUCAUAAUAUAUCAUAUUUUAUCGAAGUUUGUCGGAUUGUGCAACCAAUUGUUUUUGCACCUCUUAAACCAAUUUUAAACUGUGCAAUUUUUUUCGUUUGGUUUUUGUAGAUUACUUGUAUUUGUAUGCACUGUAGUCAAUGCACUGGAUGUAUUUGUCUUUCUAUACUGUCCACUUUUUUUACAAAAUAUGAUUUUUUUUGUUAUCAGUGUCUUUGAUUGAAUUUUAUCCAAUGCUAUGUGAACCAAUUUGCUGUUUUCCCCCACAUCUGAUAAUUUUACUUUGAUUUUCUUUUUAAGAUUACAAGAAAUGGGUCACAUUUAACAAAAGCUCAGGUACUCCAACAAUGAAAACUGAACAUUUUAUUGGUAAGUGUAGUGUGUACAAGUGUAUGUGUAUGUCCUUCUUUUUCUUCAUGGUAAAUUCCUAAUAGACACAACAAUGUUACAUCACUUCCUGCUGCAUAUCUGCUCCAUCCAGGGACAUUUCCUGUGAUGAAAUCAGCGGAGGAGCAGAAGCUUCAUUUUCCACUUCUAAAGGGCAGAAUUUUCCAUGAGGCCAUGAUGAUAACUGACAUGUGCAGUUAACCCAGUAGAUCAUUUUAUACGCAUCUUUUGUUUUUGUUGUUCAUCUCAUCAUUAUGUACUUUAAAUGAUUGGAAGCACAUUUUGUAUGAAACGGAGAAAAGUAAAUAGUCAUUUUUUUAGGAUAGUGAAAUUUUAGGAUGUUUUUGAAAAUGCUUUAUGAGAUGCUUGCUGGUUCAAUGCAAAAGGUAAAAAAGGUAAAAGAAUUGAGGUUGUAAUAUAUAUAUGCUGUGCAAACGAAAUGGUAUUAAAGAUGUUACUACAUUUUUACCCCA
Messenger RNA from Scophthalmus maximus (turbot), 11147 nucleotides. RefSeq names its product protein tyrosine phosphatase receptor type Ja (gene ptprja). Lineage: Eukaryota; Metazoa; Chordata; Actinopteri; Pleuronectiformes; Scophthalmidae. The record is from RefSeq and is a predicted model, not a curated record. Gene Ontology annotation, biological process: protein dephosphorylation. Gene Ontology annotation, molecular function: protein binding; protein tyrosine phosphatase activity.